Messenger RNA from Heterocephalus glaber (naked mole-rat), 3214 nucleotides. It is a transcript of the gene Pnp, whose product is annotated as purine nucleoside phosphorylase. The record is from RefSeq and is a predicted model, not a curated record. Gene Ontology annotation, molecular function: purine-nucleoside phosphorylase activity. Gene Ontology annotation, cellular component: cytoplasm. NCBI's taxonomy places the organism in Eukaryota, Metazoa, Chordata, Mammalia, Rodentia, Bathyergidae. Gene Ontology annotation, biological process: nucleoside metabolic process.
AGACGGGGCCGGCCCGCCUGCUUGGCUGCCAUUGGCUGGGGACGCUGGGGCUGGGAGAUAAAAGCUAGAGCCCAGGGCACAGUACGCUAACUGUGCGGACUGGAUCGGCCACCGCCACCUAGCUCCACCGAUCGAUCACAACCAGGAAGAGCAGAAUCUCUGGGAGCACGUUGGGACCAUGGAGGACGGAUUCACGUAUGAAGAUUAUCAGAACACUGCACAAUGGCUUCUCUCUCAUACUAAGCACCGGCCGCAAGUGGCAGUGAUCUGUGGUUCUGGGCUAGGAGGUCUGGCUGAUAGAUUAACUCAGGCCCAGAGCUUUGACUACAGCGACAUACCCAACUUUCCCCAAAGCACAGUGCCAGGUCAUGCUGGUCAAUUGGUGUUUGGAUUCCUGAAUGGCAAAGCCUGUGUGAUGAUGCGGGGCAGAUUCCACAUGUAUGAAGGAUACUCACUCUGGAAGGUAACAUUUCCCGUGAGGGUUUUCCAGCUUUUGGGAGUGGAUACUCUGGUGGUCACCAAUGCAGCUGGAGGGCUCAACCCUAAGUUUGAGGUGGGAGACAUCAUGCUGAUCCGUGAUCAUAUCAACCUACCUGGUUUCUCUGGUCAGAACCCUCUCAUAGGGCCCAAUGAUGAAAGGUUUGGAGCUCGUUUCCCUGCCAUGUCUGAUGCUUAUGACCGGAAUAUGAGGAAGAAGGCUUUCAGUGUCUGGAAACAAAUGAAUGAGAAGAGAGAGCUCCAAGAAGGCACCUAUGUGAUGUUGGCUGGCCCCAACUUUGAGACUGUGGCAGAAUGUCACCUGCUGCAGAAGCUGGGGGCAGAUGCUGUUGGCAUGAGCACAGUACCAGAAGUUUUAGUUGCUCGGCACUGUGGACUUCGAGUCUUUGGCUUCUCACUCAUCACUAACAAAGUCAUCACAGAUUAUGAAAGCCUGGAGAAGGCCAAUCAUGAAGAAGUACUAGAGGCCGGGAAACAAGCUGCAAAGAAAUUGGAACAGUUUCUCUCCCUUCUCAUGACUAGCAUUCCACCCUCUGACAAUGCCUAAUGACCACUCCUGGACUGGCCAGGGACCUCCCUGCUGGAAUCCAAGUGGCUACCACUACUUUGGCCCCUUACUGGGGUCAGGUGCCUCUGCUUUUGGGUAGUAGAAAGAAAAUGAGCUCUCUAUCCUUCACAUUCCCUACUUUCUCCCACCAGACCUUUUUGGUACCAAGUCCUCUUGCUCAGUUGUCUUCUCAAUGGAGUUUUUCUACCCCAUUCCUCUGGAAGAGCUGGAGCACAAUGUCCUAUCACACCUGGGGACAUGCCUAUGAUUGGGCAUAGGCCUUUGAACUCUUAACAGUAGCUACUACGAGCUCUUUGAGAGCACAGUCUCAUGUUCUUGGGGCUCUAUUUUGCUUCACUUACAGCACUAGAGAGCAAAUAAGGACCAGCUCAUACACCAUAAUAUUUUGAGAAUAAAGAUAGGAAAUUGUUUUUUAACUUUUUUGUGUAACUUGGGAUGAGGCUGGAGCACAGGCCAAGAUUGACACAAAUGGCUGUAAUCUCCUCAGAAUAGUUAAGAACUGAGAUGAGGUGAUAUGUGAGCAGCAAAAAACGAAGAAAAGAUAAAAUGAUAAAGGAUAGUGUGGCCUAAGUUGUCACUUCUUUAUUAAGCGUUAUCUAGUCAUUAUCCUUUUCUUUACAUUCCUUCUCCCCUACUUUCUGUGUUCUUACAGAGUAGUGCAAGUGCCCCUUUGUCUGCUGCCAGCCACCCCACUGCUGACGAGAUUCCUUCCUGCCAGCCCCAGGAAAACCUGCGAAAUUGGUUCAAAUUCAGCUUCUCUUGGAGCACCUGCUUUCCUCCUACUGCUUUCUUUCUGAGUUCUGCUUGCUUUUGCUUGGUCUAAUCUCCCUGUGACUCUGCAUUCAGGCAUAGUUCUUUGUUGGCUCACCACAUGCUUUUGCUUAUCAGCUUACAUUCAGCUGCCUGGCAUGUUUGGAAACCACACUACCCUCUCAGGCCUAUGUGCCUUUUAAGAAAGGACAGUGCUGCCUGGUGCAGUGGCCAACCUGGGCAACUUAGUGAGAUUCUGUCUGGGCUGGGGAUGUGGUACAGUGCCCCCUGGACUUCAUCCUUACUCCCCAGGACUGCCAUAAAACAAAACAAAACAAAACAAAAAACCCAGUCCUAGAUAAGCUUCUAUUUGUAAAGACAUUUCAGUUGUUAGUGGUAUAACACAGAAGAAGUAUUUUGGACAGGAGGCUUUUGAGAACUCUUUCAAAUCAUCCUUUGGUAACUGACCUACUUAGAUGAGUCCAGUCCAAAGAAAAGUCAUCUUGGAGCAGGCACAUUACUACCAUUCUUCUGCUGUUUGUACCUCUACUUACCUCUUAAUUCUCCCUGGACCUCCAGGUGAUCUGCCAGAAUGAGUUUGUCCCUAGUUUAGAGGAAAAUACUGCCCUUCUUUUGCAUACGUACAUAACUAUAACUUGUUCAUGUAAUGAGAUGGUUUAUAGGCAUUUUAAUCCUUGAGUAUUUCUUAGUGUAGCACUUGGCUAGUAAAAUGCUAAACUGAGUAUAUAAAAAUGGUCCUUGCAAAUGGCCACCAUUUUAAGAUACUUAUGAAGCACCUAUUGUAUAUGACUUGUACAAAAUAGGUACAAGUCUUUUAGCUUGUGUCUUUUUUGUUUUGCUUGUGUGCUGGAACCCAAGAACUGUACUCAGCCUCUGAGCUUAGUCUUGAAGGAUGAAAACAAAAGGAUUUCACAUCUGAAUAAGCCAAAGCAUAGACCUGGAGCCGAGGCAUGUAGAGAAGUGAUUGGAAGUCUGAGGAGAGCUGCUGGGCUGUCCUACCUCUGAUCUGCCUCUUGCUCAGACUGAACAGGAACCAGAAUGGUGCCACCUGAAAAAUAUGUUCUGGAGAAACCUGAGUAGGAUAUUAAGGCAUUUUUAGAUUUAGUGAGUAUACUAAAUUUGUCUGCACUAUAUGAAGAUAAUUUUCUUUUAAAAAAAUCUGUAUUGAGAUAAAAUUCACAUAGCACGAAGUUCAUCCAUUUACAGUUUACAAUAUUUAGUGUAUUCACAGAUAAAUGCAAUUAUCAUCAGGAAACCAUAUCUACUCCAACUUCCCCAACCCCCUGCCCCACACCAUUGUGGCCCCGAACCACUAAUGUGUUUUCUGUCUCUAUGUGUUUAACUAUUUUUUUUGAAUAGAUUUAUGUAUCCUGUAAA